AUGUCGCAGCUCUGUGGUGCGCUUCUACUGGCCGCCGCCGCCGCCGCCGCCGCCGCCGCCGUCACGGGCGCAUCGGCCGCUUCCUGCCACGGCUUCGCGGGUACCUGCGGCCGGGCCAUUGCGCGCAACGGCACGUCGGGCCACCCCGGCCCGGAUAUGCUCGUGUACGCGACGUACUGCUUCGAUCAGGCGGGCGAGCGCAACUACAACCCGACGGUGGAGAUCAACACCUGCCUGUCCAACACGUUUGGGCGACUGACGCCUGGGACCGGCUUCGCGUAUAGCUGCCGCGACUUUGGCAUCGACCCAAUCGCCUCCGUGCCUAAUGUUUUCUACGCAACGUGUGCCGAUGGCAAAGGCAAUGAAAUGAAAACGCAAAUCGAUCUGAGUAUGUACAAGACCACCCUCCCUCCUCUCUACCCUCUGCUAAUUCAGAAUUAG
Messenger RNA from Cordyceps fumosorosea ARSEF 2679, 441 nucleotides. Its product is annotated as Cyanovirin-N. The record is from RefSeq and is a predicted model, not a curated record. Bases 1 to 441 code for a protein of 146 amino acids. The transcript has 2 exons. Lineage: Eukaryota; Fungi; Ascomycota; Sordariomycetes; Hypocreales; Cordycipitaceae.